Rhagoletis pomonella (apple maggot) is the source of this 5575-nucleotide messenger RNA. RefSeq names its product major facilitator superfamily domain-containing protein 6 (gene jef). Gene Ontology annotation, cellular component: membrane. NCBI's taxonomy places the organism in Eukaryota, Metazoa, Arthropoda, Insecta, Diptera, Tephritidae. The transcript has 6 exons. The record is from RefSeq and is a predicted model, not a curated record. Bases 403 to 2739 code for a protein of 778 amino acids.
AACGCAGAAUAUUGGAGGCAAUGACUUCGCGCGUAGUUAUUAAAAAAAGACAAGAACACAAACUAGCUCAACGCUAACGCUUAAUACAAAAGGUUUAAUUAAAAAACGAACGGAGAGAGGAAUAAGAGGAAAAGUUAACGAGCCGUAAGCAUCAUCAACAGGCGCGAUUAAGUGAGGGCAACGGACGAGAGUUUUGUUAAGACAUUGGGAGGCGCUGCAAAACAAAAGAACGCAUAAGUAGUGGAGUGACGGAAUAAGUGAGCAACUAAAGGACAAAUACAACGCAUCACUCUCCAACAAAAAAUCGUCGUUAUUAUUACUAAGUACUUAGAGUAAGUAAAGAUCAUCGCAGGCAGCGUUUGUCUGUCACAGACAGUGUAACCACAAAUAAACGAAGUACACAUGGCUCAGUAUGGUGGAGCACCCAAUCCAUUCGCUGGUGGCGGUGGUGGUGGUUAUGAACAACAGCCCAGCUAUGGUGGUGGCGGUUAUGGACAGCAGAUGGGCGGUUACGAACAAACAGGUGGUGGUUAUGAUCAAACUGGUGCGAGCUAUGAUCAAACUGGCGGCUAUGGUGGACAAGGCGUCGCUGGUGGUUAUGGCGGAGGCAUGCCAAAUGCUGGAGUAGGUGGUGUACCACAGCAACCAUAUGGUGUGGCAGCACGUCCACGUGUCGAUGUAGAGGCUACUGGUGAAGUGGACCCGACGCUCUACCCCGAAGCCAAGGAAUCAACGCACAAAAUACGCAGUCAUGCUGAUAUUAUCGAAAUGCUCUUCGGUCCCACCGAACACGAACUCAUACCGGUGAAGGCCUUCUAUUUCUUCUUCUUUGCCGCUUUUGGUUCGCUUUUUCCACUGAUGGGUGUCUAUUUCAAACAGAUGGGCAUGAAUCCCGGUCAAUGUGGUAUAUUGAUUGGCAUGCGUCCGUUUGUGGAGUUCUUAUCGGCGCCCUUCUGGGGUUCCUAUGCAGAUCGCUGCCGCCAAGGAAAAAAAUUGCUUUUGGGUUCGCUCGCCUGUUGGGUUCUCUUCACCAUACCGUUAAGUUUCAUUAAACCAGAAGCUGUGAAUUGUAUCGAACGUAAAAAUGAGACGGAUUUCGUUUUGACUCUGACACGCACCAAACGUGAUCUUUCCGCCUAUGAUAUGGCCGACAUGAAUAAGGAGAGCGUGGAGAGCAUCAACUCACAAGCAGCUUUACAAGGUGUUGCCACGAUGCCGGCCAGCGAAGUGGUGGAGGAGUCGCAUAGGAGACGCAAACGUUCGCUUAUUCCUCGUAUUGACGCCGGCAUCUCACCCAUCCAUAUAAACUUUGUCAGCAAUUACGAUGAUAAGCAGCAUCGCGACUAUGUUAGCCCGAUAUUCUCGUCCAUGGUAUAUCGCACACCAGACAUACAAAAAGCAUUCUUCCUGCUUUUGCUCGUCAUACUCAUAGGUGAGUUCUUUAGCGCUCCAGCCAUCACACUCGCCGACUCAGCCGUCAUCACUUUGCUCGGCGACGAUGCAGACAAGUAUGGCCAUCAACGCAUGUUUGGAUCACUCGGUUGGGGCAUUUCCAUGUUCGUUGUCGGCAUUGUACUCGAUCAUUCGACACGCUUCUCACAUCAUCCUUGCGGCGCUGGUCACAUGGAAAAGAACUACAAUAUCUGCUUUGCCAUUUUCUCGAUAUUGAUGACUUGUGCCAUAGCGUCGGCCUCGAAGAUCACAUUCAAAUAUGAUCCAAUCGAACUUGACCAACAGACAGUCGAGAAUCCGGAUGCCACGGCAAAUAAGCAAGCCGAAGAUGAGUCCAUGGCCGAGUUAGCUGCGCAGCUUAAUUUACCUUCAUUAGCGGUUGGUAGUGGUACGGCUGCAGUUGGCAAAGCACCACAGGCCGCAGUGGGUGCACAAUCGAAAAUAUUUGCUCAAACUACUAAGGAAAUGCCCGAAUGGCUGACUGUCUUGACACAUUUCAAGGAUAUGAAAACCAUUUCUUUCCUAUUCGUCGCUUGGUUCAUGGGCUUCGGCAUCGGUCUGAUUUUCACGUUUCUCUUCUGGCAUCUGCAAGAUUAUGGCGGUACCCCGACGCUCUUCGGUGUUGCCUCUGUGAUCAACCACGUUUCCGAGAUCUUUGCAUAUUUCUACAGUUUCCGCUUCAUCACACAAAUCGGUCACAUCAAAGUGUUGUGCCUGGGCUUGGUUGGUAAUGUGUUACGCUUCUUGUACAUCUCCUACGCGACCAAUCCUUGGAUGGUCUUGCCAUUCGAGCUGAUGCAGGGUAUCACACACGCUGCCGUUUGGGCCGCCUCCUGUUCGUACAUUGCGCACUGUACACCCAAACAUUUGCGAGCUUCGGCACAAGGCGUACUACAGGGUAUACAUCACGGUCUAGGACGUGGCUGUGGUGCGAUCAUUGGUGGCAUGUUCGUCACAUACUAUGGCACUACGGAAACAUUCCGCGGCUAUGGCUUGGCUUGUCUUGUGGUCUUGGGUGUUUUCGUUUUCGUGAACUUCUAUCGCAAAGAUCAAGGCUUCAUUUCGGAAUUGCCACCUACGGAGGACCCGCGUCAGGUGGCCGAAGAGACCUCACAUCUGGCGCCACACGGUGUACCCAGUAAUCCGAUACCGCGUGCGCUUUCCAAUGCGCGUCUAAAUGAGAUGAAUCCCAAUGGUGGUACUGGCAACAGCUACGGCACUUAUCAGACUACGGGCGGUAAUCUCGACAUACCUGGCGCUAAUCCACACAAUCCCUUCGCGCAAUAAACUGAAAAUCGCAUUGAAGUUGUAGUGAAUUUUGAGAAGUGAAUAGCGAGUUUUGGAUGAUUUUGCAUUUACGUAGGUUUGUAUGCACGUACUUACAAUUUGUUGGAACAGCUUUGAAGAGAUCUAUUUGUAUAGUUUAUAUGUAUGUAUAUGUAGUUAUGUAUAUUGAUAGAAAAUUAUUGUUAUUACAUCUAAACGUGUUGUUAUUAGUGUCCCGCGGAUCCAGUUAUAGCAGAGGGUAAGGGAUAUCACACAGAGAUACCCAGCAGAAAAUCACGGUCAAAAGGAGUCCCGGGGUAUGAAAAUUCUAUUCAGUUCUACACUGAUGGAUUCGAGCUAGAUAGCAGGGUAGGUGGAGGAGUAUACACUGAACAAAUAGCGCUGGACUGGUCCUUCCGCCUUCGAGACCAUUUCAGUGUCUCUCAGACCGAACUAGCGUCUAUACAAGAAGCUACUGACAGUCUACGUCAUAUAGCGGCCGCAAUAAAUAUAGUUUAUGAUUCCAUAAUUAUAAAUUCGGAUAAUGGCGCAAAUCCCCAAAUGAGAAGAAGUUCGCUGGAAAUGGGAAAGCAAACAAGGACUUGUCAGGCAAACUUGUGUGUCCAGAGUGGGACAUAAGAAAAUCGCGAGAGCUGCUAUGAUUGAAAGGGAAUGAAUUAUCGUUAUCCAUAUGAUUACUGGCCGGACACAUACUCUUAGGGACGCACGCAGAGUUGUUAGGUGUGGCUGAUAAUGGCUACUGCAGGAGCUGCAUUAACGAAGAAGAACCGGAGACUGUCAGGCCCUUACGGUGCGAAUGUCCAGUGACUGACAGCCACUGACUGUGCGAAUGAGAAAAAUUUUUGCGCAAAGGAUUUCUAAACGAUUUACGCAGCUGCUCAGUUUUACUAACUCCGAAAACUGGUUUAAAGAGGAGUAGGGGAUUGUUUUCGGGAUCUCUUUUUCCAUGUGCGUAGAACUACGAAAAUGGUCCGGUGUGUCCAGCCCUAAUCUCGUGGCGUUUUUCACAAAAUUAGACAUUCAGAGGACGAUCUUUUACAAACUGCUUAAAACUGGCCACUGGUAUGCCUAUGCCGAAUGACAUCUUUCUCUGUAAGGUUGUAGCAUUUUCUCACUAAUUAAUCAGCUUUGGAAUCGCCCUCAAUACCGCAGUUUCUAGGCAUCCAUAUAAGUUGAACCAUAUUAUGCAGGACCAUCUUAGAAGUCUGCGACAGCAUUAAGUAAUGAUCUGUCUAUGCGCAGGUAAAGCUUUGGCGGCUGCUGGACUGUUAGAGUAGAUGCAGACUUGUUUCCUCGAUGUAUGUCUUUGAGCAAGGGCCCAUGCUGCUUCCUGAAUGGCCAACACUUCAGUUCGACAUACACUGCAGUGGAAAGGGGGGACGAAACAUAUCCCCAACCCGUAUACAGCUGAAAAAACUGCUCCUCCUCUGGCACUCCCUUCAAAUUUUGCAUCAUCUGUGUAAAGUUUAUAAAAUUACUCAUAUAGCUCUCGCAGUCCUGUGGUGUUAAUAUUACAAUUUUGUACUGAUAGGUACUCAUAUGUAAUAGAGAUUAUUGCCGAUGUGCUUAACAUAGCCGAACAGCGCCUGUGGUUCCCUCGAUUAAGUAUUUUUGCCGAAAUAUCGAGCAAUAAGAUCAAUCGGAGGUAGAUGCUUCAUCGAAUUCGGGGCGUCCAAGAGCAGGGUCCCACUUUUGAGAAAUUCCUGCCUUAAUGGCUGGUUUAUGAGGUGAUAUUGAUAUCAUGUGUAGGCCACCAUACUAAGAAACCAUAGAGAAUAAUGUGAGGGACGAUUUCCGAACAUUUUCAUUGUACUACCCUGGGAAAGAAUCCCCGUGAUACGAGUAUUUCAUAUCUCUUUUUUUGUAAGUAAAAAGUGUCGUUGGGCCUAACUUAAUGCAUUUCGCAAUGUUGUCCUUCCACAGCAGCUCGCUAUUCCGAAUUGCUCCUAUGUUAUUAACCUUAUUUCUGAAAUUCAGGCUGAUAUUAUCUACUUGGGGGCUAAGAGCGUAAGCACUACUCCUUCUCACACUUUCCACCCAAUCCAUAUAGUGUGAAAUUAAUAAGCUGGCUCCUUUUGCGUGAUAUAGUGAGAUAUUCUGCUCAAGGGGCGAUGUAAGGUUGUCUAAUAACUCCAAAAUGAAAAAAAACGUCAUCGCAGUUAUUCAAAUUGCCAUUACCAUUAAUAUUCCCAGUAGCAUGACCAUUACCAUUAAUACUUCACCUAUCAUGAGCAUUAGCAUUACAAAUAUUAUUGCAAUUACAAUUACAAUUAUCAUCACCGAUACCAUUACCAAUAUAAUCACCAGUACCAUGACCGUUUCAUUACUAUUACAAAUAUAAUUACCCAUUACUACUACUAUCACCUCUACUAUUACGAUAAACAUUAACAAUACCAUUACCACUGGCAGUACCAUUGCUUUUACCAUUACCAUUAUCAUUAUAAUUUCCUCCACUAUUACCAGCACCAUUACCAUUACCAUUAUCAUUAGGUACCAUUCCCAUUAGAUACCAAAAAUAAUAAAGCAGUGCAUCCAAAGGACAGAUAUGGAAAGAUAUGGAAUUUGCAGGUAUCUAUGUAGGUAUUCACAAAAUUACAAAGGUUUUAUGCCUCAACACUUCGCUCUCUGCUAUAACUCGAAUUUGCAACAACUAUUCUCUAAACCAGUUUGUUUCAUUACAUUGAUAGUUAAUUGAGUAAGCGAAAUCGCAAUACCAAAUAGUUGUAUUUAUUAGCAAAUUUUACACUUAAUUCAAAAUUAAUUAAACGAAUAUUCUAGAUGUGUUUUUCGAAUUACAUACAUACAUAAAUGUGUACUAUUUCAGAACUGUUCAAAA